Gryllus bimaculatus (two-spotted cricket) is the source of this 1092-nucleotide messenger RNA. Lineage: Eukaryota; Metazoa; Arthropoda; Insecta; Orthoptera; Gryllidae. The record is from the annotation of a GenBank genome assembly.
AUGGCUAAUUCUCUCGAGGAAGUUAUGCAGAGGAGACUGAAGGACUAUUUGCAAUCAGCUGAGAAUAUUAAUGGCUAUGUGGAAGAUUAUGAAAAUCUACUUAAAGAAUUGGAAGAUAAUGUAAAACAGGAACCUGAUGAUGAUCCUCAAGAGGAAGCAUAUGAUUUCACAGAAGGAGACGACCUGUGCCCCUUGAAGAGAGAAAUGAAGAUGGAAGAUGAUGAAGAGGAGCUAAAACCACCAAUCCGAGUGUUCCUAGUUCCUGAGGAGGUUCCCAGUGGAGAGGUGAUCCAGGCAGGCGAGGACCCUUUGGCGUCGGGCACUGAAAUUUUUCGUUGUAAAAGUGAGAUGUCAGCUGGUGGAGAAUGCAAUACCACAGGUGACUUCUCAGACUCAAAGUUUCAAAUUCGUCAUGGCGUCGGCUGCACACCCUCGUGCAACGAUGAAAACUACGUAGUGUUGGGCGAAAAGGGAGUAAAAGGAUGCGAGGGUCCCGUGCGCAAGGAGGAGUCAGUAGAGAUAGAGUUGCAGUCCCAGGAGCUGAAUUCCGCUAAGCGUGUGGACGAACAACCCGUCUUGUCAAAAAGCGGGUGUGAAGUUGGACUUGAUCAAAAAGAGAAAGGUGGAAAUGAAUAUGAAAGAUGCAGGAGAAGGCAAAUACAGAUCCAAAGCGCUGAUGGCUCUCAUGAGUGUCAUCUCUGCCAAAAGAGAAGUAGUACACGUAAAAGUAAUUUAUUGGCGCAAAUGAAGGCUCAUAGCGACGAGCACCGUCAUCAAUGUUCCCUUUGCCAAAAGGGUUUCACGGAGAGCAGUCAUUUAGUUAGACAUAUGCGGAUCCACAGCGGUGAGCGCCCUCAUAAGUGUUCCGUCUGCCAAAAGUGUUUCACAGUAAGCAGUAAUUUAGUUGCGCAUAUGCGGAUUCACAGCGGUGAGUGCCCUUAUAAAUGUUCCGUCUGCGAAAAGACUUUCACAGAGCGCAGUAAUUUAGUUAGACACAUGCGGAUCCACAGCGGUGAGCGCCCUUAUAAAUGUUCCGUCUGCCAAAAGUGUUUCACUGAGAGCAGUCCUUUAGUUAGACACAUGCGGAUCCAC